Puma concolor (puma) is the source of this 3162-nucleotide messenger RNA. Lineage: Eukaryota; Metazoa; Chordata; Mammalia; Carnivora; Felidae. The record is from RefSeq and is a predicted model, not a curated record.
AUGGAGACGCAGGAACUUCGGGGGGCCCUGGCUCUUCUCCUCCUCUGCACUUUCGCAUGUGCCAGUCAGGACCUGCAGGUGAUUGACCUGCUGACUGUGGGCGAGUCUCGGCAGAUGACUGCUGUGGCAGAGAAGAUCCGGACCGCCCUGCUCACUGCUGGGGACAUCUACCUCUUGUCCACCUUCCGCCUGCCCCCCAAACAGGGUGGUGUCCUCUUUGGCCUCUACUCUCGGCAGGACAACACACGAUGGCUGGAGGCCUCCGUUGUGGGCAAAAUCAACAAAGUGCUGGUGCGGUACCAGCGGGAGGACGGCAAGGUCCACGCGGUGAACCUGCAGCAGGCGGGCCUGGCCGACGGGCGCACGCACACGGCUCUCCUGCGACUCCGAGGUCCCUCCCGACCCAGCCUCGCCCUGCAGCUCUACGUGGACUGCAAACUGGGUGACCAGCACGCCGGGCUCCCAGGGCUGGCCCCCAUUCCUCCAGCGGAGGUGGAUGGGCUGGAGAUUAGGACCGGACAGAAGGCUUAUUUGAGGAUGCAGGGCUUUGUGGAGUCUAUGAAAAUGAUUCUGGGCGGGUCCAUGGCCCGGGUGGGAGCCCUGAGUGAGUGUCCGUUCCAGGGGGACGAGUCCAUCCACAGAGCAGGGCUGCUACUGACCCUGCAGCCAGAUCAGAAGUUCCAGAAAGUGAAGGGGUUUGGAGGGGCCAUGACGGACGCCGCUGCCCUCAACAUCCUUGCCCUGUCACCCCCUGCCCGGAAUUCGCUACUCAAAUCCUAUUUCUCUGAAGAAGGAAUCGAGUACAACAUCAUCCGGGUACCCAUGGCCAGCUGUGACUUCUCCAUCCGCACCUACACCUACGAUGACAGCCCUGACGACUUCCAGUUGCGUGACUUCAUCCUCCCCGAGGAAGAUGUCAGGCUCAAGAUACCCCUGAUUCACCAGGCCCUGGAGCUGGCCCCACACCCUGUGUCACUCUUCGCCAGUCCCUGGACGUCACCCACUUGGCUGAAGACCAACGGGGCAGUGAACGGGAAGGGGUCACUCAAGGGGCAGCCGGGAGAUCUCUACCACCAGACCUGGGCCAGAUACUUUGUUAAGUUCCUGGACGCUUACGCGGAGCACAAGUUACGGUUCUGGGCAGUGACGGCAGAGAACGAGCCUUCUGCAGGGCUGUUCAGUGGGUACCCCUUCCAGUGCCUGGGCUUCACCCCUGAACACCAGCGAGACUUCAUCGCCCGGGACCUGGGUCCUACCCUCGCCAACAGUACGCACCGCGACGUCCGCCUGCUCAUACUGGACGACCAGCGCUUGCUGCUGCCUCGCUGGGCCCAGGUGGUGCUGGCGGACCCAGAGGCGGCUAAGUACGUUCAUGGCAUUGCUGUACAUUGGUACCUGGACUUUCUGGCUCCUGCAAAGGCCACCCUGGGGGAGACACACCGCCUGUUCCCCGAUACCAUGCUCUUUGCCUCAGAGGCCUGCGUGGGCUCCAAGUUCUGGGAGCAGAGUGUGCGACUGGGCUCCUGGGACCGAGGGAUGCAGUACAGCCACAGCAUCAUCACGAACCUUCUCUACCAUGUGGUCGGCUGGACAGACUGGAACCUCGCUCUGAACCCCGAAGGGGGACCCAACUGGGUGCGUAACUUUGUCGACAGCCCCAUCAUCGUAGACAUCACCAAAGACACGUUUUACAAACAGCCCAUGUUCUAUCACCUUGGCCACUUCAGCUCACCACCGUUGGACUUAACUGUACCAAUGUGUCCCAUUGUAAUUGCCGUGUCCCAGGCUCCCUGUCCUGAGGCCCUAUGCCCACUCCCUAUCCCCGGUGCCCUGUCCGCACCCUAUCCCCGCACCCUAUCCCCGGUGCCCUAUCGCCAAAGACCUAUCCCCACGCCCUAUCCCUGCUCCCUAUCCCCGUCCUCCCUGGCGCCCAGUCCCUACGCGCUAUCCCCGCUGUCUACCCUGGCGCCCUAUCCCUACAACGACGUGGACGGGGACGGUAUCCCCAACGGACUGGACAAUUGCCCUAAAGUCCCCAACCCCCUGCAGACAGACAGGGAUGAGGACGGGGUGGGAGAUGCGUGUGACAGCUGCCCUGAAAUGAGCAAUCCCACUCAGACAGACGCAGACAGCGACCUGGUGGGGGAUGUCUGUGACACCAACGAGGACAGCGACGGGGACGGACAUCAGGACACCAAGGACAACUGCCCACAGCUGCCAAACAGCUCCCAGCUGGACUCCGACAACGACGGCCUUGGAGAUGAGUGUGACGGGGACGAUGACAACGACGGGAUCCCAGAUUAUGUGCCUCCUGGUCCCGACAACUGUCGCCUGGUUCCCAAUCCCAAUCAGAAGGACUCAGAUGGCAAUGGCGUUGGUGACGUGUGUGAGGAUGACUUUGACAAUGAUGCGGUGGUUGACCCCCUGGACGUGUGUCCCGAAAGUGCGGAGGUGACCCUCACGGAUUUUCGGGCCUAUCAGACGGUUGUCCUGGAUCCUGAGGGUGAUGCCCAGAUUGACCCAAACUGGGUGGUGCUCAACCAGGGCAUGGAAAUCGUUCAGACCAUGAACAGUGACCCCGGCCUGGCCGUUGGAUACACAGCCUUCAACGGUGUGGACUUCGAAGGCACCUUCCACGUGAACACGGUCACAGAUGACGACUACGCAGGCUUUCUCUUCAGCUAUCAGGACAGCGGCCGCUUCUACGUGGUCAUGUGGAAGCAGACGGAGCAGACGUAUUGGCAGGCCACCCCCUUCCGGGCGGUGGCUCAGCCCGGGCUGCAGCUCAAGGCAGUGACAUCCGUGUCUGGCCCAGGUGAACAUCUCCGGAAUGCCCUGUGGCAUACUGGCCACACCCCCGACCAGGUGCGACUGCUGUGGACUGACCCCCGGAACGUGGGCUGGCGGGACAAGACCUCCUACCGCUGGCAGCUACUGCACCGGCCUCAAGUCGGCUACAUUCGGGUGAAGCUCUAUGAGGGCCCUCAGCUGGUGGCAGACUCCGGGGUGAUCAUUGACACGGCCAUGCGAGGGGGGCGCCUUGGCGUAUUCUGCUUCUCCCAAGAAAACAUCAUUUGGUCCAAUCUCCAGUAUCGAUGCAAUGACACCGUGCCCGAGGACUUCGAGCCAUUCCGGAGGCAGCUGCUCCAGGGAAGAGCGUGA